Monosiga brevicollis MX1 is the source of this 1266-nucleotide messenger RNA. RefSeq lists its product as uncharacterized. The transcript has a single exon. The coding region runs from base 1 to 1266 and encodes 421 amino acids. The record is from RefSeq and is a predicted model, not a curated record. Lineage: Eukaryota; Choanoflagellata; Craspedida; Salpingoecidae.
AUGUCGUACGCACCUUAUGGUGCUUUUGAUCGGGCGGGCCGCGAUCGCUCCGCUGCGUCGCGUCCGCCAUCAGGGCAGCAGGCCCCCGCUGAAGAUGCCUCAAGUUUCGCCUUUCAAAAGUUUCCACCCAAACCAUUUCGGCAGACUGCGUACGCGCGCCGGCCAGAGACACGCCAAGUGACGCUGGGCUGCAAACCGGACCAGCAUCGCUUUGUUCUAACAAAGCCGACACCACCACAGCGCCUUCGAUUGAGCAUCAGGUCACAGGUGCGACAAGAAGCUUUGGCGAACCAUCAAGAUAUCCCACCCGAGCCAGUCCUGCUGGUUUGCAAUGGCAAUGAAAUUACAGCAGACACUGUCACCGUGGACCAACCCACUGUGAAGUGUUGCCUCUGUCGCAAUUCAACUCCUUGGGCCAUCCUCAAGCUGGGCGACAUUGUGAACCUGUGUGCCCGAUAUCCCGAUAAGCGCUGGCUUCACCGUUGGCUCAAAAAACUGUACCCCGCUGAACGCGAACGGCUAUCUGCACGCGCUCGUCGCAAUGGCCAUCGGCUCAGCGAUGCGCUGGACCCUGCUGCUACUGCCUUGGAGCGGGCCAAACAGCUGAUUGAUCAGCCCCAGCCUUCUUCAGCAUCGACGUCACGACGAACCUCCACCCCUAGCAGCCCGAGCUCAUACGCUCAUGCGAGGGUCGAAGCGCCUCUCUCGGCCAAAGGCGUGCGUGAACGCCGCUCAUCCAGUGGGCAAGCUGCUAUACAACGGAGCACAGCCCGGGCUCAAUCAUCUUCAAGCCCCAUGCUGCGCUCAACUGAUCAUGCUCAAGGCUUGCGCCUUUCCAGUGACCUAGCAGCCACAUCGCGUAUCUACACCCCUUCAACGCCCACACCAUGGUUUUCAGCUCACAGCUCCGUGUCGCGGUCGAUGCCCGCCAGCCGCCGGAUGAGUACCCCUCUGUCUUCUGUUCAGAGCUCCGUGACAGAGAGCCCGCGAUCUUCAAUGUUCAUGCCGCAAUGGUCAUCGGCCUCUUCCGCCGCUGCACCUUCUUUGGCUGCCUCCCAAGACCAAGAGCGCAUUGCUCAACUUGAGAGAAGUCUGCAGGAAGCCCAAGUUUUGAUCGCGGAACAGCAAAGCGAGCUGCACCGACAUCACCGUGGUCCGUCACCCUCACCACCCACCUUCUCAGCCUAUCCCGAUGCCGUGAGUGCACAGGCGGCUGCACUAAGGUUCUACAAGCAGGCGCAAGAGCGCCGGCUUCUUGACGACUAG